Molecule: messenger RNA, 2156 nt
Organism: Nasonia vitripennis (jewel wasp)
Lineage: Eukaryota; Metazoa; Arthropoda; Insecta; Hymenoptera; Pteromalidae
Gene: Trhn
Product: tryptophan 5-hydroxylase 1
Exons: 12
Coding region: 286-1899 (537 amino acids)
Biological process (GO): serotonin biosynthetic process; aromatic amino acid metabolic process
Cellular component (GO): neuron projection
Molecular function (GO): tryptophan 5-monooxygenase activity; iron ion binding
Source: RefSeq, a predicted model, not a curated record
GGUAGGAGCAGCAGCGGACCAAUCGGCUGCGAUCGAGCCAUUCAGCCGAGCUACCCUCGACGGAGGGGAUGAGAGCUUAAGUACACCGGGAAGACUCCUCGAUGGGACACUUUGGCUCCUGCACUUCCUCGACGAGUGUUUGUGAUUCUUGUGAGUUUGAGUCAUCGCCUGGUGAGGAGAUUGAACAUUUCGACAGGGGUUCACCCUGUCAUUUGUAAAAGUACAAGAGAUCGUUUUGCGAUUUUUCGCUCAACUCUUUGAAGGAAGCUAUAGUUCGAAGCAGAAAUGAGUGGAUCGGGCAAAGGGUUGCUGGGAAUGUGGCUGUACAGGAGGGACGAAGAGUGGACCAUCAAGGAGGGCAGUCCCUUGCACAAAAGUCGCGACGUGCCAGCGGUCGAGAAAGUCGCCAACGGCGACACUAAAAACUCCGUCGUAUUCUCCCUGAAAAAUCAAGUAGGCGGUCUCGCCCGAGCACUCCAAGUCUUCCAGGACCUCGGGGUGAACGUCGUGCACAUAGAGUCUCGAAAGUCGGUACGUCGCGGCUCCGAAUACGAGAUCCUGGUGGACGUCGAGUGCGACAGCAGGCGUAUGGAGCAGCUCACGCGGAUGCUCAGCCGCGAAGUGGCCGCGAUCAAUUUAGCCCAGUACGAGGAGAUCGGCAGUGUGCCGCAUCCACCGCUGUCGGCUGCGCCGAGCUUUGAUUUUAGUGAAGUUGACAUGGUGUGGUUCCCUCGGAAAAUAGCAGACUUGGAUCAGGCGCAGAGAGUACUCAUGUACGGCGCCGAAUUGGACGCCGAUCACCCUGGCUUCAAGGAUCCGGUAUACCGCAAGCGACGCGAGCAGUUCGUGGACAUCGCCAACAAUUACAAGUACGGAAUGCCCAUUCCGAAAAUACAGUACACAGCCGAAGAGGUGAAAACCUGGGGAACGAUUUUCCGAGAGCUGCAUCAACUUUAUCAGAAAUACGCUUGCAAGGAGUUUCUCGAGAACUGGUCUAAGCUUGAGAAAUACUGCGGUUACAGGGAAGACAACAUACCGCAGCUGCAGGACGUUAAUACGUUUCUAAAAAAAUCGACAGGAUUCCAACUACGCCCAGUAGCGGGUUACUUGUCGCCUCGCGAUUUCCUGGCUGGCCUGGCUUUCCGCGUAUUCCACUGUACUCAGUACAUCCGUCACUCUUCGGAUCCGUUCUACACGCCUGAACCCGACUGCUGUCACGAGCUCCUAGGACACAUGCCUCUCCUGGCAAACCCAAGCUUCGCUCAGUUUUCCCAGGAGCUCGGACUCGCCUCCCUUGGAGCAGCGGACGAGGACAUCGACAAGCUCGCGACCCUUUACUUCUUCACGGUGGAAUUCGGACUCUGCAAACAGGACGGCGACCUGAGGGUCUACGGAGCUGGACUGCUGUCGUCGAUCGCCGAGCUGAGGCACGCCGUCUCUGCGCCGGAGAAGACUUUCAGAUUCGAGCCUGAAGUUACUGUCAAGCAGGAGUGCAUCAUCACGGCUUUCCAGAACGCUUAUUACUAUACGGAUAGCAUCGAAGAGGCCAAGGAGAAGAUGCGACAAUUCGCCAGCCAGAUAAAGCGGCCCUUCGGUCUCCGCUACAACCCGUACACCCAAUCGGUAGAAGUCCUGACCGACGCCCAGAAGAUCACCGCAGUGGUCAGCGAGCUUCGCGGCGAUUUGUGCAUCGUCUCGAACGCCUUGCGCAAGAUUCACGAGCAGGACGAGAGCGUGAACGUCGAGCGCAUUACCAGCCUCCUGACCCAGGGCAUCGAUCUCCAGCUGGAGACGUCGUCGUUGCACUCGUCCUCUGGUAGCGAUUCCGAUGAUAAGAGUCCGAAUAGAGACGAGGGUGUCAGGGAUGACGCCAGCAAUCCCAUGACGAGGCAGUUUUAAGCUGUAAAAAUUUAACGAUAUAAUGUCGAUGUGAAUAUGCUGAGCGUCAGAGCGAUAUGUAUUGUGAGAAGUUAAAGAUUAGAAUUUCAGGGGAUGAGAUAGCGUUAUACCUAUUUAUAUUUCAAAGUAUUUAUAAAUUAUGCAUGCUUUGUUUAUGUAUGAUAUUAUUGUAAUUGCAGUUGCAUCUAUUACGAAUUCUGUUCGUUAGAAAUGUAAUUAUUCAGUGUUACGACAAUAUAUACAUUAUAGAAAUCCUA